Molecule: messenger RNA, 6498 nt
Organism: Trichomonas vaginalis G3
Lineage: Eukaryota; Parabasalia; Trichomonadida; Trichomonadidae
Product: ataxia telangiectasia mutated (ATM) -related family
Exons: 1
Coding region: 1-6498 (2165 amino acids)
Biological process (GO): negative regulation of macroautophagy; TOR signaling
Cellular component (GO): nucleus; TORC1 complex; TORC2 complex
Molecular function (GO): protein-containing complex binding; protein binding; protein serine/threonine kinase activity
Source: RefSeq, a predicted model, not a curated record
AUGGAUGGUGGGGAAUUAAAAAUCUCCAUCUUCAUCAAUGAGUCCACUCCAACGGAAUAUAAGCCCUGGAAAAGCCAUAGAAGCGAGGUUAUAUAUAAAGUUGGUGAAUUAUUGAUGCACAUCGAAGAUUCCAUGAUAAUAAGGACAUUUGAUUCCUGGGAAAAGUCUCUUAAGGACCUUAUGUCGGAAACUGACAUCUCAAAACAGAUGAAUUUCCUUCUCGCGGUAUCCGUUUUGCACUUUUUCCAACGAAAUAUCAAUAAUAUCCGAUUAUACAGCGAUCACAUCUAUUGUUUGCUGCGAUCACCAGUGCAAGAUGUUUACUAUACAGCUACUGAAGUCUUACAUAUCAUUGCCAAUGAAAGUAUUGACGGAAUUCAGUUAUUAGCGAAGCCUGUUGAAAAUGCAUUCAAUUGGAUAAAAGAGACCAACAGCUCUCUUCAUAAGAACGCUCUUCGGAUCUUUAUGAAGACGAAACAAAUAAAUGAGCUGAAUAUAAUUGAAAGAAUUGCAGCUUCCUUCAAUCAUUUCUACGAUAUUAUCGUGUGCGAUAACAUUGAUUUAAGACGCAUGGCCAGCCGCAUCAUCCAUUCGGUUCUUUUAACCAUUUCUUUCCAAUCUACGAAUCCAUUUUCGAAAAUUAUGAUAGGCAACUUCUUCAACAAGUGCAUUCAGAUCUUUUCCAACCAGACAUCAUCCGACGAGCGUCUUCAUGGCGCAGUUUUGCUCAUAAGAUCGAUUUACGAAUUUCAACCAACGAUAAUCAACGAAGAAAAGCAAAGAAUCACUACCGGCUUUAUCGAACUUACAAAUAAAUCCGAGGACUUCCUUGCUAUCGAUUCGUACAAUCUCUUUCUCGAUAUUGGAAGAAAAACAGAUGCAAUUUUUUCUUCUUCAUGUUUACAAGCAAUCCUCGACAACCUUUUGGAGAAAGUCAGGGAAUCGAAUGAAACAGAGUCCUACUGCGACAUUCUGGUCGAAGCCAUCAAAGUUUACGAUGAAAGACUUGAUCUAAACAAGAUUACGGAAUUCUGCGUUGAAACUAUACUCAAUGAAAGCGUCUACAACAUUACAUGCCAGACAUUUAAAGUUCUGGCCACUCUGAUCGAAAGAGAUCCAGACACAAAAUUCGACCACGCUGUUUUCAAUCGUAUGUCUUUCCCUGACCAGGCAAUAAAAUGCUUACGACUUAUGACAAGAGUUGACCAACCAAUAGUUGAUAAUAUCUGCGAAAUAGUUAAUAAGGGAUUAUCUUCCUCAAAUAGUAUCGCGAACACAAUACAAGCACUCAAACUAGCAAGAGUAUUCGAACUAGAUUUGUUUGAUACCCCGGAUAAGCUAUACGAUGCUAUUUCGCCACUAACUCUUAUCGAUGACGAAAAAUUACAACUCGAAGUCAUAAAAACAAUAGCUUUGGCGGAAAGUUCAAUGUCUAACGAGUUCCUUUUGAACACAGCUUUGUUCGGAAGAUACGAAACUGUUCGACAAAAAGCAAUUAAGAAAUUACCAGCGACACCUGACGUUUCUACAAACCCAUUACUAUCGCAAAUACUUUCUGAUCCAUCCAUGGAGAUGAAAAAGGCUGCGAUCGACAUUAUUGCCCAUAUUUGCGAAUAUAAUGCUUUUUUAUUACAAGCGCCGAUCUUUUCGUUGGUCGAAGACAUCUUCGCGUCAAUCUCCUCAGCGAAUAAUUUAUCCAGAUCGGUAGAAUUGGCUUCUCUUCUCCCGAUAAUCGCAAAUAAAUUAACAAAUAUGAUAAAACCAUUGACAAAUGCGAUAAUUAUUGGAUGCAUGAGCUGUAUCUAUCCAGAUAUGCAGCAAAUAGAGCACUCAAACAACGUCUUUGCCUAUGAAAUUGCGAAUGUCCAACAGAAACCACAAGAUUUACUGAAAAGAGACGGUUUUCAGUUCAUCUCGACCACAGUACAGAUGGAACCGACCAAGAAUUCCGUGUUCAUCCGUAUAAAUCAGAACAAUUUGGACAUAAGAGACGGAUAUCUCCUCCAAACAAUCGCCGAAUUCGCUCACGACAUCACUCCUUUCCUCGAUUACGCUCUAAUGGUCUUCUAUCGGAUCUUUACAACGAGGACAAACCACAAAUUGUUGACUGUCGCAGCGACAUCACUGGCCAAGGUCACUUCCGGCAUCGGAAAUGGUCUGAACCUCAGACGUUACUGCCCACAGUUCAUCCCAGCGCUGACGAAAGUCCUCACAACGACGAAAUCUCAAAAAACUGCUAUUGCCAUUUUGAAAUUGCUGGGAACAUCCAUAGACAACUUUGAUAGUAGUGCUAUGCACAGUGAUGAAAUGGACUUGGAAUUGUCCGUCGACUUAACGAAAGAUUCUUAUUACACAGAUUUCGUUUUAUCCCACCUUUCCAAGUACUUUUCGCAUCCUUCCGAUGAACUACUUGAAGCUGUCACCCGUAUUUUCGAGACUUCCCCACAAGACGCCGCCAAAUUUGUCGGCCAAGUCAUACAAGUCUUCAUUAGAACGAUCGAAACCACCAAAGUUCCUCGUCGUUACAUAUUGUACAGCGAGUUGGAGCAGAUUACAGCCUCAUGUCCCACUGAAACUGAAGAACAUUUGCCAUCUCUUACGAAAUGCUUACUCCAACAUGUAUCGGAACAAGGCUGCAUGCUUCUCUUGGCAUGCCUAUCAUAUACGUUCAUGGGUGCUUUCAUUCCUUUCUCUCGUUCCCUGUUUUUGGCCGCAUUAGGCUGUGUAAUUAGGGAAGAAAACGUUGCAGAGACGCUCAAAUUCAUUGCAUUCAGUGUUUGCUACCAGAACCAGCCACUUUCAAUGAUGUUGGACGCUUGCGAAGACCUGAUGAACAACAGAUUGACAGAUACAAACGCCAGGAAGAUCGCGAAGAACCUUUGUAUCAUUGUACAAUCAAUGGAUUCAUCAAUGCAACAGGCCAGAAUCGCAAGAAUUGUCAGAACAUUGUAUCAAAUCAUUCCAAAAGAUUCUUUCCUUACAACAUUGGCAUUUUCUCUUGCCAUCACCUGCAAAAUGACAGAACACGUUGCCAGACAGUUCAUUCCUCUAUCAGUAGACACAUCCAAGCUCUACAAAGCUCUUAGAGAAGGAGUUUUCGACAUCAGGGCCACAGAUUUCAUUGAAAUCAUCGCGAUCAAGUUCUUACCGACACAAAUUGCGAUUCCUGACCAAGAAAAGACCGUUUCCUUCUUCGAUACAUGCAAAGCACCACCUGAAUUAGGCAUGAAAACAUGGUUGGAAGAUUUAUGUUCAUAUACAAUCAAAUCUUCACCAUCAAAUGUCAUCAGGAGUUGCUACACAUUUGUAGAGACACAAGUAUCAUUCAAGCGAUCAUUAUUCCCUGUUGCUUUCCUUUCGUGUUGGGCAGUUGCUUCCACUGAAUCUCGUAAUCAUUUCUCAGAAGUUGUUUCUCAAAUAGCUUUGCAACAAAACCACAUCAACCAAACAUUGUUGCAGUUAGCAGAAAUUGCUGAUAGAGCUUUGAAACCAUUUAAUGUUCCUUACGAUGUUUUAGGACAUAUAAGUGAAUCAAAGCCAUUAGCAUUAUACUUUUUGCAGAAAGCUCAUCAAAAAGAGCCGAAUAACACAAAAAUUGUUGAGAAACUGUUGGGAAUGAACAAUACAAUGGGAAGAAACAAGUCAGCGCAAGGAUUAUUGGCACAGACAUCUACAUGGCGUGAUAAAGCAAGUUCUGCAAGAUGGAAUGAAUGUUUAGGAGAAUGGCAGAAAGCAUUAGAUUUAUAUGAUGUUUCUCCUGCAACUUUGUCAAGUAGAAUUAGAUGUAAUGCACAUUUACAUAAAUGGGAACAGAUCAGACAAAUGGAAGAUGAGUUCUGGAAGAUGUCUCAAACAGAUCAGGAAAUAAACGCAAGACAUUUGGGUUGGGCUUUCUAUCAUUCAGAAGAUUUCAAUAAAUUGACAAAAAUCUUCCAUUGUUUCCCACAAGAACCAAGUCACUCAGAUAUCACUCUAAAGGCUGUUGUUGCAUUGAGAUUGAACAAAUGCAAGGACGCACAAGACUUAGUGGAUGUCGGUUUCAUGGCUAUCGCUAAAAACAGGAAGUUCUUCAAUGGUGGAGAUGCAAAUAGAGCUGCUCAUAAUUUAAGUACCGCACAGUUGUUGAUUGAAAUUUCUGAAGCCAUUAAAUAUAAAAUCCUCAGAAAUUCCAAUCAAAAAGAAGUAUGGAGCAGAAGAUUGAAAGGAUUCAAGAGAGAUGGAGACACAUGGAUCAAACUGAUACAAAUAAGAUCAUUGAUAUCUCUUCCUGACUCUGAUUUCGGUGUUUACUUGAAGAUAUUGAGUGUUUUGAGAAGAGAACAAAGAUGGGACAUAAUUGAUUCGUAUAUUGACAAACUCGCGAUGAAAGGAGCUCCUCCAGAAAUUGUUUUAGCAAGAGCGAAAAUAGAAUGGAGUAGAGGACAAAGAGAAGAAGCAAUUGACUCAUUGCGAAGUAUAUUAAACAGAGACAUGUCUCCUAAUGUUUCUGCACACGUUCACAGGAAACUCGCUGCUUAUUUGUCUCAAGCACAUCCUGAAGAAAUGCAUUCCGUCGCUGAUUUGUAUAAAGAAGCAACAGAAAUCUGCGCAAACGAUGCAAGAGGAUGGAUAGGAUGGGCUUAUUCAAAUAACGCAAUUGCACAAAGAGAAAUGAGUGAAGAUUACGGAAUUAACUCUGUUUCAGCUUUCUUGAGAGCAGUAAGUCUUUCUCAGACAGGAAACUUGGAGUAUUUGAUCUUGAUGUUCGCAACUUUCUUCAAGAUCCAGGAUUCGUCAAAGAUAUCUGACCAACUCGCUGAUGAUUUGCAAUCAUUGAGAUCUGAAAUGAUUGUUCAAGUUGUUCCGCAAAUCGCUGUACAAAUCGCUCACCAAGAUCCGAAAAUUAAAGGAAUUGUUCAUAAAAUACUUACGAAAUUUGGAAAUGACCAUUUCCAGUCAAUCAUGUUCCCUCUUGGAAUGUAUUCAUUCGAUGAAUCGAAACAAGAUCCAAAGGCACAAGCAGCAACAGACAUUUUGAACAAACUGCAGAAGAAACACAAAGAUGAAGCAAAAGACGCAAAAAUCUUUGUCCAAGGAAUGUUGGAUGCAGCUCUUACUCCUUUCGAAAGAUGGGUAAUCGCAUUGGAUGAAGCAGCACAAGCACAAAGAGAAGGGAAUACUCAGAAGUUGAGUUCUCUUCUUCAAAAGAUGUUCUCUAUAAUCACACAGAAAAGAUCCAGUGAUUUGGACAGAAGAUUCUACAAAUUGCACGGACAAACAAUUCAACAAGCUGCAGAAUUAUUCAAGAAGAACACAGACAAAUCGAUGUCGCAGAUGUGGGAUCUUCUCAAGCAGUUGUAUCAGAAUUGUUUGGACAAAACAAACAAACUAGAAAUAGUUUUGUUGCCAAGAGUUAAUGAAGAACUCUACACAAAAAGAGAUUUCAUGAUUUCAAUCCCUGGAACUUAUUCCGUAUCAGCGAAAUCAGAAAAAAUCAAGUACAUCGAUCCAGGAUUGCAAGUCUUAGGAACUCAACAACAUCCAAGAGUCUGCAAACUAAUCUCAGAAAGCGGAAAAACAGUUAAAUUCCUCUUGAAAGGUUCAGAAGAUUUGAGACUCGAUCAAAGAGUCAUGCAGUUCUUCAACCUCGUCAACUCUUUGCUGAGACAUGACGUGACAAUGAGAGACCACCCUGACGCAGCAAUUGUCGAAUACGCAAUUGUUCCUCUCGCGCCAUCAGCAGGUCUAAUAAGAUGGGUUGAGAACGCUGACACACUUCACCAAAUGAUUUGCGAUAUGAGAUACGCAUACAACACAUCGCAAGUCCCUGAAUUCGAUGUUUUGAAUCAAUACACUGGCGGUUUGUUCGGCCAAUUAACAACUGUCCAGAAAUUGGAAGCGUUCCAGAACAUUGUUCGCGAGUGCCCUGCAAACGAAGUUAGAGAUUUCCUCUGGUACAGGGCGACAAACGCUGAAGAAUGGCUGAGAAUGCAAGACAAUUUCACAUUGACAACAGCGUUGAUGUCAAUGAUUGGAUACGUCAUUGGUUUGGGUGAUAGACAUCCAUCGAAUAUCAUGGUUCAAAGGGAUACAGGAAGAGUUAUUCACAUUGAUUUCGGAGACACAUUCGAAACAACAAUAAACAGAGCAAGUUAUCCAGAAAAAGUUCCGUUCAGACUCACAAGAAUGAUUGUGAAUGCUUUGGACGGAGGAAAUGUCCAAGGAAUGUUCACCGAAUUGUGCAUAUCAACAAUGAAUGUUCUCAGACAGAACAAGAGUUCAUUGGUUGCUCUUCUAGAGAUAUUCAUUCACGAGCCACUUGAAGAAUCAUCGAAUGAAAGAUCUGGCCAUCUUCCGCCAACAGAAACAAUCGCUAGAGUCACUGACAAACUCCAGGGAACUGACAUGAACCCGAAUAAGUCUCUAGGAGUCGCUGAACAGGUUGAGAUACUCAUCAAAGAGGCUUCUGACUAUACUUUGUAUGUUUCUCAUUAUGCUGGUUGGUGUCCUUAUUGGUAA